Staurois parvus is the source of this 251-nucleotide messenger RNA. Lineage: Eukaryota; Metazoa; Chordata; Amphibia; Anura; Ranidae. The record is from the annotation of a GenBank genome assembly.
ACUUCACAGGGGCGGACUGAUCAUUUGGAAACUCGGGCACUGCCCGAGGGCCCGGGGUCAGUAAAGGGCCCCAUGAGAUGCCCCUGGUACCUUUUUCAUAGGCUUUUUUGAGUUUGGGCACGGACACAGGGGCCCCAUGAUCCCUUAUUGCCCGGGGCCCCAUGAGUUGUCAGUCCGCCCCUGACACUUCAUUUAUAUUUUUUAGUAUAAGUCUUUAGUCUGCCCCUGUUGGGAGACUAAAACAUUUGCCA